Phialemonium atrogriseum is the source of this 735-nucleotide messenger RNA. RefSeq lists its product as uncharacterized. Lineage: Eukaryota; Fungi; Ascomycota; Sordariomycetes; Cephalothecales; Cephalothecaceae. The transcript has 2 exons. The coding region runs from base 289 to 729 and encodes 146 amino acids. The record is from RefSeq and is a predicted model, not a curated record.
CCUCGAGCCGAAAGCAUUUACUCAUUUAUAAUAUCAUUAUCAUCAUAAUCAGCACGACCUUUCGACGCUCCAACUUUCCGCUGCUCUCAUCUGCGCGCUGCACCGCCCGCACCUCCGGCGCCUACCUAGUUACUUCUAAUCCGACCACUUCUGCUAUCACUACAUGCUUCACAAGCUUGUAUACUCCCCUUUAGCUACCCCAUCACAUUACCACGCAUUUGGAAAACGUAAUUCUUGCUCGAAACACUCAAGCCGCGCCGUUAUCACUUGUAUCAACUUGCUGGCAAUAUGGCGGACAAACCGGCGAACCCCCCGACUACGCCCCAAGCCGCCACAGACCGACAGCCUGUAGGCGACGACAAGUCUCUAAGCGACAUCAUAAGAUCGAUGAAGAGGGAUCCAGACGGACAGGGCAUGAGUGGGUUGGGCUACGACGGCGUGCUCCGUACUUUUGACGCCGAACGUAAUAUUCUCGACGCAGUUGGCCUCAACCCAGCCCAGAUUAGAGAAUACUACGAUGGUCUGCCGCUUCCCGAGAGACUACGCACCGCCGACGGCCGCAACGUGUCCCGUUGGGACAUGUUCCACCCCGAUGCGGAGAAUGUUCCGAAGAAGUUUACGGAGGAGGAGAGAGCCAGAAUUCUGGCACGGAACGAGGAGAUGGCAAAGCGUGGAGUCACAACCUGUGUUCCAGGCAAGUCGGCAGACAAGGGGGGAAUGAAAGCUUAGAUGGUG